This is a messenger RNA of Bufo gargarizans (Asiatic toad), 3583 nucleotides long. It is a transcript of the gene CIMIP4, whose product is annotated as testis expressed 33. The transcript has 5 exons. Bases 65 to 706 code for a protein of 213 amino acids. Lineage: Eukaryota; Metazoa; Chordata; Amphibia; Anura; Bufonidae. The record is from RefSeq and is a predicted model, not a curated record.
CUAGCAACAAGCUUAAAGGGCAAAAGAGAAUGAGCAUUGUGCUGAAUGUCUACAGACGUCGUCGAUGGAGUCUAAAAGCUCAGUUAGCAAGUGCUAUCCGUCUUUACCCACCACAAAAUCCACACCCUCCCAUGCAGUCCAUCUUCCUAAUGAGAAGCUUCAAAUGAGCUCAGCAAAAUUAUACAAGACGAAUCCACACUCUAAGAGAAGCCAAAGUGGAAACUGUGGUAGAAGAAGGAACACCUCUGAAGGUCAUAUAGAAGCUCAACAGGAGGAUGUCAUGAACCUGAUACCAGCUAACAUUAGACACAAGUAUGGCAGCUCUGUGGUUGCCCAGCUUAUCUCUCCAGAGCAGGCAAGAAGCUGUUUGAAUGUGGAGGAGAGAGCACAUUGCCACCAAGGGUAUUGCAUACCAAGAAUGAGAAUAAAACCAUGUUUCAUUGAGGACUAUCGACAUAGGAUCUAUUAUGAACUGGGACAUUGCCUCCGCAGUAAUCUGUUCCCAGGGGCGCCCGUAAAACAUAAUAGCUUGGUGCAUGACUCCUAUACGGGAGAAGUGAAUGAGAAGGGAAGGCUGGAAAGACACAAUACUCAUCAGUGGUAUGGAAGGAGGACCGACGAGUUAGGCAGGUGGCAUGAGAGGAACUUUAAUUACCUCAACCUAAAGAAGGCUGUAGAGCAGAGAACCAGGGAGACUCAGAAGUGAUACAUGACAAUAAAACAACUUCCCAAUCUGACUCUUUUUAUAAUGAAUGCACCAUAUUUCAACUUUGACGUAAUUUUUCUCAACCACUGUUUCACAAUUGUUUCUCAUUCUAAUUGUAUUUUGUCUAGUAGUUUUCUUUACCGUCAAGUAUGAAUUCAGGUUUUUGCCCAUAAAGGGACUAAUCUCCCAACCUAAUCAACAAAAAAAAUAUUAUAUGAAACCGACAGUGGACAUGGACCCACUGAGCCAACUAAGCAAUUUGACUUUGGGCUAAACCCUUUUAACCCCUGUACAGAGAUCUGGACUUCACUGCAGAGAACCAACCAGGCUGUUACCUCCUGGAGUAGUCCUGGUGUAUUUGGAAGCUGACCCAUGGUGGUUAGAAAUGCCAGUGCGAAGCACAAGGGAUCAGGCAAAAGGGUUAGUCUAAAUUUAAACCAAGGUCAGGGCAGGCUGAGUAUGCAUAUAAUCUGGAUAGCAGAUCCAGUCAGGCGGCAAGAAGCAAAACAAGACACAGACCAAGGUCCGGACAUGUGAUGUGACAGCAGAAUCAGUAGUCAGGCUGAGUGUGGUACACAGGUAGUCAGACAUUAGAGCACACCUACCUGUACACUAGUUACUAAAUACCAAAACAACCUAAAGCUCAGACACCCUUCUUCUAAGGAGGGCAUCUUAAAUACCCAGGGAGAACCAGCCUUUGGGUGAGUACACAUUUGAAAGGCAGAAAAAUGCGGUGUCCGUGGCCACAGAAGAGGGCAGGUACCGACUGCCAGCAUAUCAAAUUGACUUUGAGCCGAAUUUCAGGAAAAAUAUGAUUGGCCACAAAGCCGAAUUUCCUCCCACUUGGCAAUUAAUCAAUUUUCCCUAAAAUGGCAUUAAAAAUAAAUAAAUACAUACUCACCUAAUCCAUUUGCGCGUGAAGAGGCUGUAGCGGCUAUCUUGAUUAAAGAUAUCGUACAAAAUCUUGCGCGGGGAGAUGAAUGACUUCAACACACCAAGCACGGUGAUGUCAUCAGCAGUGUCUUCAAUCAAGAUGGCUGCGAUGGCCUCUACAUGAGCAAAUGGAUAAGGUGAGUAUUUAUUUAUUUUUACCCUGAUUAACCCUUAAAAGGCCUAAAUGGUAGCCUCAGAUGCCACAUUGAUGGGGGAUAGCGCGAAUCGCGUUCGCCGUUCCUCGUCAUCGCGCCUGCUACAUACAAAGAAAUGCACUUUGUGACAAAAUAAUUUGUCACAAAUUGAAUUUCUUUGUGUAAUUCAGCGAAGCAGCCAAAUCGAAUUUUUCAUAACUUCGCUCUCUACCUAUGAUAUUAUGCCUUGAGGGACCCUAGGGAAACAGAAUUUUGGAGAUGAUGAAUAUCAAGUUUGGUCAGACUCUGUCGUUUUUUUUUAACAACCAUUACAUACAAUAUAUUCAAUGUUCUCUUCAGAAAUUGUGAAUUUCCCCGAGAAAUUCAGAACACAACUCCAGUUAUAUUCAUGGGGUGUUGAUUUGGGCUGCUCUAUUUUGGAUUUCCAUACUGAAGAACCAAAUUAGCUGAAUUGAUAAGGCAGGUAGCCACCAGCGAGUAUGGUCAACUAAACUCAAUGGGGGAAAUGUAUCAAGAUGUGACUUUUGUAAGUGAGUUUUGCUUUGAUGUAGGAUUGGUGCAGGACUGCAGGGUGCAACAAAUUUAUUAAAAGUUGUGUGAUUGAUAAUUUUGGUGCAUUUGUAAACCAUCUAGAAAUGCUUCUCCACCUUUCACUUGCUGGUGUGCGUUUGCAACUUUCUUAGCAAGUUUGCAAGUUUUGCAAGUUUUUGCAAGUUUGAUAAAUGUGUAGAAAGCCAUUACCACACCAAAGAAUGGCAGCCUUCGUGACACUUUUCAAAAGUGGCGAACAUGAUGUGCAAUGGCAAAAAGUCGCAAAUUUUAGGGCAAAAUUUGCAACUUUUGUACUACAGUUUUCCAGCAUACAAAGUUGAUGCCUUCCCUUUAGAAAUUUUUGCUCAUUAAUCAUGUAUGGCCAUUCAUUUAGUAGACAGUGAAAAAAUUCAGUGGUGAAAAACAGACAUGGGUGUCAACUAAAACUGCCAUUGAGUGAGGUUCCUUCUUACAGCAUUACUGAUCUCUGCGAGUAUGACUGUGACAGUAGUGCCAUAUUGAUUUUGGUGUCAGUAAACCCUUAGGGGGUCAUUUAUCAAACUGGUAUAAAGUAGAACUGGCUUAGUUGUCCAUAGCAACCAAAUGAAAAUGAAAGGAAGAAUCUAAUUGCUUGCUAUGGGCAAUUAAGCCAGUUCUACUUGACACCAGUUUGAGAAAUAACUCCCUUAGUUGUUAGAGGGAGGUAGAGAUGAGUGAAUUGUUUCCACUGGUUCAAAAUUCAUUCAGAAUUUCCCAAAUAAUUUGGAUUCUAACGUACCCAAAUUUCUGGUGAAGAACCACAUGUAAUACACCACUGGAAAUGAGAUUUGCAAUCCAGUUCUUCUUCCGAAAGGACAAGAUUACUGGGUGUCCCAGUAUUAUGCUUCUCUGAGUGAGACAUGCACAUACAUUCUCCUUUCAAAAGGACAAGAGUACUGGGUGAAAUUUGUCCUGGUUAGCUGAGUGGCCCUGGGGGUACUCUUGUGGGUGCUCUUUCUAAUUAGGGAGACCAAGUAUGCAUGAGAAGUAUUGUAGUCCAGCCAAUGCUGCUCAAAGUUUCUAGAAAACAGUGGCGUUCUCUCUCUCUCACUUUCUCUCUCUCUCUCUGAGCAUAUUUCAUUUGGACCAGAAACAUCUUUCAAGACAUUUGCUCAUCUCCAGUGAGAGAUAUACUUUAAAAUUAGGAACUCCAUUUAAAAUGUUUGAAAUGUUUUAUUAAAGAGAUUUUUAAUCUUAUGUAAUAAACUUGGUAAAUGGG